CGCUGUGGCCGGCCUUUAUGACUUUCCUCACGCUGAAGAUGUUCCACUUUUGAACGUUCGUGCUGCAACCUACAGUACACCAUAUAAGUCUCACUGGCAGUGUCGCUUCCCAGUCCAGCUCUUGGCUUGGCUUCUCCAGAAAAGUACGCGACACUCCACAUCAGGUCCGGAAGCUUAGUCUCCGAAGCGGAACUCUCAGCUGUCUUUCGCGUCGGGAACUGGCAUCGAAAACGAGGAUUCCUCCGUCCCGUCAAAGCCUCCAACCAAAAGCUUCAGCGUACUAGCCCUCAUAGGAUGAACACUGGGACCGAGCCGCUCUAUACGGCGGAGCAGAUCCGCAUCCCGCCGGAUUUGCCUGAUAUACUCAAAAACUACACGAAACAUAUCAUUCGCACGCAGCCCGGAAACAUUAUGAAGGAAUCGUUCGAGUACUUUGGCCGCCUGGCGAGGCAGAAGACGGACACCAGCAACUUGAAACGUUUGAACAACAUGCAGUUGGAGGCCAUCUAUAAUAAGUUUGAUUCGCCUGAUAAGGCCGUGGUAUCGCGAGCAGAGUUGGAUGAGGCAUGUAAUGCAUUCAGCAUCCCCGCCGCACAGAUUAACGACAUCGUAAGAUUGGGAGGCUGGACCGGCGACCGUAUCCCUUGGACAAAGUGCUGGGCUCUCUUAGUAGCGUCUGCAGCUGGGAACCUCACUGCCACCAUAGAGACCGUCGCAAACAUCCUCAGUGACAAUGCUCGUGUACGAGUGGGGCCAGUGGUCGAGAUCCUUCAGUAUCUCGCAGAGCAGGAUAGAACCGUGGACAAAUCCCAAGUGGAACAGCUUAUCCGGGGACUUAUGGCCAACGCGUGAGUGACCAACGUUUGGUUGUAUUCGCUCAUGGUACAGCAGCCUAUUGAAUCCUCGUUGCACCCAACGAUUAGAACCGACGCCCCAGUGGCAGAUGUCAUCAAAUUAGUGCGUCAGGAAAUCAGGCCAAGUUCCGCUUCUCUACUGUCAAGCCCAGCCUC
Molecule: messenger RNA, 1010 nt
Organism: Fimicolochytrium jonesii
Lineage: Eukaryota; Fungi; Chytridiomycota; Chytridiomycetes; Spizellomycetales; Powellomycetaceae
Exons: 5
Coding region: 295-852 (185 amino acids)
Source: RefSeq, a predicted model, not a curated record